AUGAGGGGUGACAGAGGCCAUGGUUGUGGUGGGUGCUUUGGUUCCAGAGGCCCAAGAGGAGGGUUCAGGCCUUUUGUACCACAUAUCCCAUUUGAUUUCUAUUUGUGUGAAAUGGCCUUCCCCCGGGUUAAGCCAGCACCUGAUGAAACCUCCUUCAGUGGCCUUGCUCCCAAUUCUGCUGAACAGGCCUCUAUCCUUUCUCUGGUGACAAAGAUAAAUGUGCUUGACAAUUUGAUUGUGGCUCCAGGGACAUUUGGAGUGCAAAUUGAAGAAGUGCAACAGGUAGGAUCAUGUAAAAAGGGAACUAUGACUACAGGACACAACAUGGCUGACCUGGUAGUAAUCCUAAAGAUUCUGCCAACAUUGGAAGCUGUUGCCGCCCUGGGGAACAAAGUUGUAGAAAGCCUAAGAGCACAGGGUCCUUCUGAGGUUUUGACUAUGGUGACCAAUGAAACUGGCUUUGAGAUCAGUUCUUCUGAUGCUACAGUGAAGAUUCUCAUUACAACAGUACCACCCAAUCUCCAAAAACUGGACCCAGAACACCAUUUGGAUAUCAAAGUGCUGCAGAGUGCCUUAGCAGCCAUCCGGCAUGCUCGCUGGUUUGAGGAAAAUGCUUCUCAGUCCUCAGUUAAAGUUCUCAUCAGGCUGCUGAAGGACUUGCAGAUUCGUUUUCCUGGCUUUGAACCCCUCACACCCUGGAUCCUCGACUUACUUGGGCACCAUGCUGUGACGAACAAUCCCACCCGACAGCCUCUGGCCCUCAGUGAGGUAAACAGGCGUUGCCUACAGGUUCUUGCUGCAGGACUGUUUCUGCCAGGGUCAGUGGGUAUCACUGACCCCUGUGAGAGUGGUAACUUCAGAGCACACACGGUCAUGACUUUGGAACAGCAGGACAUGGUCUGCUGCACAGCUCCGACUCUCGUCCGAAUCCUCUCACAUGGAGGCUUCAGAAGGAUCCUUGGCCAGGAGGAUGAUGCUAGCUAUCUUGCUUCUGAAAUAUCCACCUCGGAUGGAGUGAUAGUGACACCUUCAGAAAAGGCUUAUGAGAAGCCUCCCGAGAAGAAGGAAGGAGAAGAAGAGGAGGAAAAUACAGAAAAACCACCUCAAGUAAAGGAAGAAGAAAGUACAGAGACUCAGGAGUGA
Messenger RNA from Choloepus didactylus (southern two-toed sloth), 1143 nucleotides. RefSeq names its product interleukin enhancer-binding factor 2-like. NCBI's taxonomy places the organism in Eukaryota, Metazoa, Chordata, Mammalia, Pilosa, Megalonychidae. The record is from RefSeq and is a predicted model, not a curated record.